CGCAGCGGGGCGAGCAGGCGGGCUGGGCUGGUAGUGCCCGUUACGUGCCAUGCGGUGAUGAAUGCCAGUAUCUUCAUAUUCAACGUGCGACUCUAGGAAGUUUAUGUUAGCAUCCAACCUUCCGUCAGCUUGAGCUUGCGAAGUGUGAAGGAUGCGCUCUGCGUGGACAGAGCCGAACUAUGGUUGCGAGCGGCAUCGCAAUUUACGGGCAGCCAGCACCCAUGCUGACCUCCGCAGAGAAGCAUCGCUCAAGUAACUUUCUCUCACACACUUUCAUCGGAAGCGGAUUUCAGGCGUAUUCCUGCGUGAUCGCGGCUCCAGCUCCGGCGGAUUGAGAGGCGUUGGCCAUGGCAGGUGCGCUUCUGUUCAGCGCGCUUUUCCUGCCGCUUGCGCGGACCGCCGGUCCGGUUUCGGGCUGCCAGGAGGUGCGAUCCGCCUUUCAGCUGCUCCACCCAAGCGGAAAAUGGGCUCCGGAGAGCCCCGUGUCAGGUGCUGAAUUGCAAGUGUGUCACACCAGAGGCCUGACCUGCUGUUCAAGGAAGAUGGAGGAACAAUACCAAGUGGCCGCCCGGCAAAGACUGGAGUCCAGCCUUAGGGCGUCCAGCUCCCAGCUGAAGCUGCUCAUUAUACAGAACGCCGCACUCUUCCAGGAGGCCUUCGAGAUGGUGCUGCGCCACGCCCGCAAUGCCACCCUGAGGAUGCUGGGGGAGGAGUUUCCGGGACUGAGGGGCGGGGCCAAUGCUGCGGUGGGCCGGCUCUUCCUGGAGGCCUCCUUCUACAUCCUGGGCUCCGACGUCCGCGUGGAUGACUUGGUGGCUUCCUUCUUUGACCGGCUCUUCCCCGUGGUCUAUCGGCGCUUGCUGGGUGGAGUGGGUGGCGCCGCCCUGGAGGACUGUCUGCGCGGGGCCUGGAGGGACAUGGGGGCUUUUGGGCUGCAGCCCAAGCUGCUGGCGGCGCGGCUCUCCAGCUCGCUGCUGGCGACGCGCGUCUUCCUGCAGGCACUCAACCUGGGCAUCGAGGUGGUGAACACCACUGCCCACCUGCGGCCCAGCCGCGACUGCGGCCGCUCCCUGGCACGCCUCUGGCACUGCCCGCGCUGCCAGGGCCUGCCUGCUGCCCCGCCCUGCCCCACCUCCUGUCUAGUGGCUGUGCAAGACUGCCUGGGGGGGGUGGCCUACGUGCAGCCCCACUGGCAGAGGUACGUGGAGAGCCUGAGCUCGCUGGAGACGGCCAUGCGUGGGGAGAAGGAUCUGGAGGCUGUGGUGAUGCGGCUGGAUGCCAUGCUGCGCCUCGCGCUCCGCCACGCCAUUGCCAGCAGGGGGCGCCUCUCUGCUGCGGUGGCUAGGGCCUGCUCUCACCCCCCCCAGCGUGUCUCUCGUUCUGCUGCAGCCUCGCUCGGUAACGCCCCCUCUGACUCGGUGCCUCACGGCCCCCAGAUGCUGCCCUUUGACCCAGAAGAGACUCUGGCUGGUAGACGCAG
Molecule: messenger RNA, 1480 nt
Organism: Paramormyrops kingsleyae
Lineage: Eukaryota; Metazoa; Chordata; Actinopteri; Osteoglossiformes; Mormyridae
Source: RefSeq, a predicted model, not a curated record